Messenger RNA from Caenorhabditis angaria, 4486 nucleotides. The record is from the annotation of a GenBank genome assembly. NCBI's taxonomy places the organism in Eukaryota, Metazoa, Nematoda, Chromadorea, Rhabditida, Rhabditidae.
AUGACGAGAAACUUUGUUGAGACCGCUUGCACAAGGUGAUUUUAAACUUAGUUCUGGUUUUGAAAUCCUCAAUUUCAGACUUUUGUUGCACGAUUCGUGUAGGAGAGAAAUGGAAAGAAGAUUAUCAGAUGAACCAGGUUUUCUAAUUUCACGAUUCGCUGUUCGAAAUCCAUCAUAUAUUCCAAAAAAAGUCAAAAAACACGAAGGAAAUAUCACAAAGGUUUCGGACGAUGACUUAUUGAAAACGGGAACUCUUCAAUGUUUCUCUCGGAUUGAUCUAUCUUCGGGAUUUAUAGAAUCGAGAAAAUAUGGUUCAAGCAAAUGUUCUAACGACAUUGUUUUCUUUGGAGAUGGGAAAUGUGGAAAGUUUUUGCUUUAUACUGUCGAGAAAGGUUUAUUGAUGGAACCGAUUGUUGAAACUUCACCUGCUGAUAUGUUUCCAACUGUUUCUGAAGCUGUCAACAAAUUACCAACGAACAUUAUGCAAGCCGGGAAAAAUAUAUUGCGACAAUUGAAGCUUUGCAAAGGAGUUCAGUAUGGGAAAUUCGGCACGGAAAAAAUUUGGGUUGAAGAGUUUCAGGUUUUAGGAAUCGGAAGCUGGAUAGGUUUAGGGGAAAAUAACUGUUACUUGCAAUGUAAUGGUUCUCCAAAUCACAGAUAGAAAAAUUUUUGUAUUUAUCGUAUCGUUAUUUUAUGUUUAUAUGUGUUUGUAAAAUUUAUGUGUGUUAUUGUCUUGCUUUUUGUCGUGUUUCGUUAGUGUUUUAAUAAAUUUUAUUCUUUUUACUAACAAUCAAUGUGUCAUUUUUUUGUUAUUAAUUCUGUCAAAAAUAUUCUUUUGAUUAUAAUUAUAUAUUUUUCAUAUUUCUUUCCGUAUUGUUAUCUCUUAUUUUUUACUCGUUUCGACUUAUUUCAUAUCAUUUUUCAGGUAUGCCACCAAAAAAACAAAAGAAAAUCGAGGAAUAUGUCGGCACGCCGUCAGAGGAGCAGGAAAGGAUGAUGAACUACAUCAGAGUAUGUUUUUGAGCUAUCAAAUUCAAACUCCUCCCAAAUAAAAAAAAACAAUACUUUCUGUUGCAGGAAGAAUACAGAAAACAAGACAACUAUAGAAGAAACUACCCCAGCCCUCCACGACCUAUUCCGCCGGUAAAUAAGGUGAGUUUUUUUUUUAAAUCGAAGUUCCAAAUAAAAAAAAACCGCCUGCUAGACUUAGACUAGGAGCGUGUUUCCCUAAAUGGCGAUAUUUUCUUGAAUUAAAAAAAACUCACAUUUCCAACCAAACUUCGCCUCCGGUAAAGCCUAAGAAUACCACAGCAAAUUGCCGAAAGCGAAGGAAACAUGCUCAAACUAAAUUUUUAGAAGUAGUUGAUAAUUUUUCAAGUAGUAGUAGUUUUUUGAAUCAAAAGUUUCUUGUUUUUUCUGGGAAAAUCGAGAAAAAUAUGGAGAAACGUCAUAUUGAGCGGAAUUAGAAGAUUUAUAAGCAAUUUUCUGUCUUCUGGACCUCCCCCAACCCUUCUUUGCUCAAUUCUGAUAGUGAAAAAUCAACUUUUCCCUGAAAUUCGGAUUCAAAUCCUCAAAAAACGUAUAAAAACAGGAUUUGAUUAGGCUCCGCCCAGAUGUGUGCCGCGUGCAAAACACUUUCUGCAAUGAUUUUUUUAUUUGAGGUCACGUAGAAAACAAUUUGCUGUGAAUACAAAACAGUUUCAAAUCCAUUUUUACAAAAAAAUCAGAAAAUUAUCGGAGACCCAUUUAUAUCACCACUCGCGAACUCAUUUUGAUAGCAUAUAUUGAAAUGAUUUCGAACCCAUUUUGUACUCGUCAUAGUUUUCAUUAUUCUCAGGGGAAAAUAUUUCGUCGCCAACAACAAGAAAAACAAGAGAAUCAAGGAGCAUCGACUUCAUCUGAAACAUCGUCGUCAGCAGCGCCCCCUACACCACUUACAAGAAAACCGCAGGCUCCACAUCGCGUUGUAUUAGGAAUUAUUAAACAAGAGGGAAAUUUGAGAAAUGCGGAAUCGGUAAUAUUUUAUCGCUUUUAUACACUUGGAGUUAACCUUACUAGAAUUGAAACCCACGGAAUCGAUAUGAUAUUUUAAAAUUAGAAUUUUAAUAAGAAAAUAUCAGGUCUGUGCUGGAAGUUUUCCGAAUUUUUUCACAGAAAAUUGAAUUUUAUGAUUUUCGGGAAAUCUGCUCGUAAACUCCGGAAAAUAAUUUUUCUCAUGGUGUGACAAAAAAUGAGUUUUGGAAAAUACUACUACAUUUUUUCUGAUGAUUUUGAAUUUUAGAACAGAAAACGAAAUUGUGACUGAAUCGACUUUAUAUUCCCGAAGAAAAAUGUUUCAUAAUUUACUUAGUUUUGGAAUUUAUAACAUUGACAAUUUUCUUGGUGAAUUCACAAUAUAAACUAAAUUCAAUUUUUAGAAUGGUGAGAAUCAAGAUGGUGGCAAAUCAUAUUCGUGUGAAGGCAAUGGAUUGACUGAAGAUGAAUUGGUUUAUACGAAUCCAGCUUUGAAGGUUCCGAGUUAUUUGUUUAAAAGUAUAUUUUAAUAUAAUGUUAUUUAUUUUAGAGACAACAGCAAAGAAAAGCUGCUGCCAAAGCGUCGAAAAAUUUGCCGAAAAUAGAUGAAAAUUCGCAGGCUGUUGUUGAUGAGGAAGAAGUUUCUAUCAAGAAAAGAAAAAUGAGCGGAAAUCCAAAAGCUGAUGUCAAAACCAAAUCCCAGAAAAGAUCGGAUGUUAUCGAAAAACCUGAGAAAGAAGGCAAAAAAUUCUAUAAAAAGGAUUGUUUGGAUGAGCAGAAGAACACGCAGAAUGUGGCUUGUGAGGAAGAAGCAGAAGAGAAACAACUUCCAAUUGAGGAAAAACAGGUUGAAGACGCGGAAAUUGACAGAAUUGGACAACACGAAGAUGUUCAAGUUGAUGAAGUUGGUUUGCAUGAAAAAGAAGACGAAGGAUAUGAAGGAGAAGAACCUGAAGAUGGAGAACUUAUUGUCGAUGAUGAAGAAGAUCAAAUAAUUGAAGUAGAAGAAGAAGUAGAAGAAAAUGAGGAAGAUGAAGGAAAUCCACCGUUGGUUUAUGCUCGCACCAAAAAUUCGAUAAUCCCAACUGUUAUGGCCAAAAAAUGCUUCGUGAAUUCGAGAUCCAAAUUAGGCCUCGACGACAUUUCGAUUAAAGUUAGUUUGUUUUGAAAAUUGUUAAGUUAUUUGUUGAGCUUUCAAUUUUCGGAGUUCAAUGAAAACAACUAGCAGAAAAAAAUAAAAAUUUACGAUUUACAAAAUUUGUGAAUUUUAUUUUUUACAGAGAAACCUCGCUAAUCACUGGAGAGACCAUUACACUGAUAUUGAUUACCAGGACAUUUUGCGCUGUUAUGAACAAGCACAAGAGGAGAAUAAAUCACUUGUUGAAAUCGUAUUAGUGUUAACUCAUCAAGUUAACAGUUUGACAUCAAGUGUUCGAACUCUACGACAAAAUGUCAAAAACACAGGAUAUGCCAAAAGAACUGUUAUACUUUCCCCCAGUCGAGCUCGCCCUCAAUUUCUUAUUAUUGACUUGCCAAACGGAUGGAGCUAUAAUAUUUCUGAAUUUAUCACUGCCCAAUUGAUUGAAAGAUGCAGUUCCAAACUUCUUUUCGCAGCUGUUUCGGAAGUCGCACGCGAAUUUUUCGGAGCCGUAAGUUAUGAUUGGUGUUAUGCAAUAAAAAAUAUUGAUUUACAGCUGCUCAAACUGAAAGGUCAUUUGAUUAUUGCGAUGACUAUGAUAUGCAAGGUUUCACAUAGCAGUAAAUUUGUGCCUAUUAUUGGACCUCCUCUUGACAAUAUGGCAUGUGAGUUGAAAAAAUUGAAAUUUUUGUUAUAAUUUUUUAAAAUAUUCAUUAUAAUUUUGAAAAUAUUAAAUAUUUAAAUUAUUUAUCCGAAAAAUUAUUGAAAAUUUCUACAAAUAGCUUAUUCACGAAAAAAUAUGAAUGAAAAUAGCAAUUCAAAAACGAAAAAGGUAGGCAACAUUUAGUUUCUUUGCGAGCUACAGAAAAAUGAAUUACUUUUUUGAACUAUUGUAUAUCGUUUUCUGAUGAAAAUCACUCGUUCUUACUGUCAAUUGGAAAAAAAAACAUUGUUGUUCUUCCUUUUUACAGUUUGUAAAUUGUUUCACCGAUUGUAAGAAAAACAUUUCUCAUAUUUAUUGCAUUGAUCAACCAAAAAAGAUUAUGAUUUUUCACAGAUUGUAAGAUUAGAUUCAAGCUAAGUUUGUUUGUUUCAGGUUUUAUGGUGGAUAUUUUUGGAACAAACGCGGAUCGAUACGACAACGACUUUUUCAACGCAAUUAGAAUCAAAAUACGACAAACUGUUUCAUAUCUUUUGUGAGUUAAUUUGUUGUUCGAACUUUUUUUAAUUCAUUGACUUUUUUUCAGGAAUAACCAAAGAGCGACAAUGAGAAAAAGAAAAGGCGGACCGGGAGAAAUAGAAUCCGCUCUGAAACGACUCAAAGAAUUGCAAUAA